Molecule: messenger RNA, 3969 nt
Organism: Saccharomycopsis crataegensis
Lineage: Eukaryota; Fungi; Ascomycota; Saccharomycetes; Ascoideales; Saccharomycopsidaceae
Gene: SSD1
Product: mRNA-binding translational repressor SSD1
Exons: 2
Coding region: 1-3969 (1322 amino acids)
Biological process (GO): mRNA catabolic process
Cellular component (GO): P-body
Molecular function (GO): RNA binding; 3'-5'-RNA exonuclease activity
Source: RefSeq, a predicted model, not a curated record
AUGAGCUCCAACUUGAAUGAUGACUCAGGCAAUAUUGAUGCCAGCAACUAUUUAACCCCCAAUUAUGUGGGAAACAGCUCUGCCAAUGGUGACAACACCAAGAAGAAGAAACAAUUAUUUAUUGCUCAUAGAAGAUCACCUUCUGAACUCACUGCUUUAAUGGUUGAACAACUCAAUCUCCAACGUCAAGCAGAAAUCCAAAAACAAUUGGAAAUCGUGGAACAACAAAAACAACAACUUUUGGCUCAGCAGCAAAUGGCUCAAUUACAACCACCUACGUUCCUAACUUCCUCUUCUGCCAACUCUCCUCUGAAAAAUAAAAAAUCACACAGAAGAUCACAAUCUUCAAUUGCCUCAAUGGGGUCUAUGGGCUCGUUUAGCAUGCCAACCACCAUUGCAGUUCCACCACCACCUACUCCUCCACACAAUACUCAUCAACAUCAAGGAUCCUUUGGUAUCCAGUAUGGUGGUGCUGGCACUAAUUUCACUUAUGGCGCGGGAUCACAAACUCCUCCUCAAAACAAACAAUUUGCUCAUGGCCGUUCAGGCUCAGGCUCUCAGCACAACAUGGGACAUAAUAGAAGACAUUCGUUAGGUUUGCAAGAAGCCAAAAAAGCUGCUGCAGCGGCGCAGUCUCAAAGAAGUAUUGCUAGUGACUCUCCAGCCAAAGAUAACGGUGAACAUUCCCCUUCGACCCCGCCUGAUGCUAACAAGACCCCAGAAUUUGAACUUCCUAAGACCUUCAGUAAUUUAAACAUUACCCCAUCGCCUCACAAAAGCGCAUCUCCAAGAGAUUUUCAAUUUCCUCCCCAACCGGCACCUACUGUAUCCAGCUUAUUGCCUCCUCAACCAUCUUAUGGAGGAGGUAGCAACCAAGGAUCUCCUGCUCGUAAGAGCUACCAUGAAAGAAACUCGUCUGGCGGCAGUUAUUUGGGUAAAUCUCCUGCCAGAGGGCAUGAUAGAAAAGGUUCAGGACAUUACAGAACUAACAGUAGAACAAAAGAUAUGAAUUCCAAUUGGAGAAGUCAGCAGCAACCCCAAGUUCAAAACCAACGUUCUUUUGGUAAUUUGAAAGAAGCUGCUAAUAAUAGCAACUCUUACGACAUGGGUCUUGCUCCUCCUCCAGCGUUUACUCCUUCUCACAGACCAAAAAAUUCUUUUAGUGGAUCGAUUUCUUCAAUCAACACAAUUGCAUCUUAUGGAGGCUUCAAUAAUCCUCCUAAUGGUCAACAAAAUCAACAACAAAGAAAAUCAUUGUUUGCUCCAUACUUACCUCAAGCCAAUUUACCAGAUUUAAUUGCUGAAGGGCGAUUGGUUACUGGUACCUUGAGAGUCAAUAAGAAGAACCGUUCUGACGCCUACAUUUCCACAGAUGGGUUGUUGGAUGCUGAUAUUUUCAUUUGUGGCUCCAAGGAUAGAAACAGAGCGUUAGAAGGUGACCAGGUUGCCGUUGAAUUAUUAGUGGUUGAUGAAGUUUGGAAUUCUAAAAAAGAAAAAGAAGAAAAGAAAAGAAGAAAGGAUAAUACAGAAUCUUCUAAAGAAAAUCCAUCUAAUGGCGAUGCUAGUAAUGAUGCUAGUACUUCUCGCAAGGCUGAAAGCGGUGUUAGAAGAAGAGGGUCGUUGAAACAAAGACCAACUCAAAAGAAGAAUGACGAUUUGGAAGUUGAAGGUCAAUCCUUGUUGUUGGUUGAAGAAGAAGAAAUCAGUGAUGAAUUCAAACCAUUGUACGCUGGCCAUGUGGUGGCCGUUAUCGACAGAAUUCCUGGCCAAUUGUUUAGUGGUACUUUAGGUUUGGUUCGUCCAUCUCAACAAAAUAAGGAUGGCGGUAACUCAAAUCACAGACCAAAAAUCGUCUGGUUCAAGCCAAAUGAUAAAAAGGUUCCAUUAAUCGCCAUUCCAACCGAUCAAGCACCAAAAGAUUUUGUUGAGAACCAUGAAGCUUACGCAAAUAAAUUGUUUGUUGCCUCUAUCAAAAGAUGGCCAAUCACUUCUUUACAUCCAUUUGGUACCCUUGUUAGUCAAUUAGGCGUCAUUGAUGCAGCAGAAACUGAAAUCAAUUCUAUUUUGAGAGAUAAUAAUUUCUCAUGUGAUGAAUUCCCAGAAAAUUUCUCGAAAUUGUUGCAAUCUUAUGGUUCUAUUGAUGAACUUCCAAAAGAUUUCCAAUAUUUAACACAAUUGCCAAAAGAAUUAAACAUUGUUGAUAGAAAAGAUUUCACUAAUGAGUACGUUUUCGGGGUUUCUCCGACUGGUGCCGUUUGUGAUUCUUCAAUUCACAUCAAGAGAUUAUCGGAUGCUAAGAUUGAAAUUGGGGUCCAUAUUUCUGAUGUUUGUUACUUCAUUGAGAAUGGAUCAUUGUUGGACAAAAAAUUGAAAAAGAGAAAUGUGUCAGUUCAUUUAGCUCAAGGAGUCUCCAAGUAUUUGAUGCCAGAUCAUAUUAAUGAAUUGGUUUCUUUUAAGCCAGGGCAAAUCAAUGUGGCAAUCUCUACAAUUUUCCAGAUUGAUACUGACAGUUUUGAAAUUGAUGAUGUUUGGAUUGGUGAAAGUAUCGUCAAGCCAAAACAAGUUAUCACUUAUGAUGAGAUUGACAGUAUUUUGAACAAGGAUGUUGAAUUUGAUUUCACCAGCCAAACCAACGGUAAAAUCAUGUCAGCUACUGCUGAUUAUAUCAGAACUUUGCUGUUGAUUUCCAAGCAGUUCCGCAGCCAAAGAUUGAAUAGCACUUCCAUGGAGGUUGAGCCGGCUCUAACUUUAUUGAAUCAAUUUGAUGACGAAAGAGCUCGAUUAUCAUUGAAUAUUUUUGAAGAUAACAUGGCGUAUCCAAUAAUUCAGGAAAUUUUCCAUAAGGUUGAUGCCACAAUUGCCCAAAGAAUCUUUGCGAAAUUGGGUUCUAAAGCGUUCUUAAGAAGACAACAAUUACCAACUUUGUCCAAGUUUGAGACUUUUAUUCGUAAAGUUUCCAAUUUCAAUUUAUUGCUUGAUACCACUGAUGCUGCAUCUUUGCAGAAUUCCAUUGUUAACAUUAAGGAUGAUGUGAAGAGAAAAGCUGUGGAAACUUUAUUGAGCAAAUGUAUGAACAGAGGCAAGUAUUAUGUUGCUGGCAAAGUUGAUCCGGAAAAUUACGCUCAUUGGUUCUACAAUUUGCCAUUGUACACUCAUUUCACCGCUCCAACCUCCAGAUACGCUGACUUGAUUGUUCAUAGACAAUUGAAAUCGAUUCUCAAAAAUGAAGAAUAUACUGAGGACAUGGAUAACUUGAAAAUGGUUGCUGAGUAUUGUAAUUUCAAGAAAGAUAAUGCCCUAUCAGCCCAGCACCAGUCUAUUCAUUUAUUGUUGUGUCAAUCCGUUAAUGCGAUGUCCAUUAAGACUGGUCAAAUCUUGACCAUGGGUACCGUUAUUCAAACUUAUGAAUCGUCAUUUGAUGUGUUGAUUCCGGAAUUUGGCAUUGAAAAAAGAGUCCAUGGUGAUCAAUUGCCAUUGUUCAAGGCGGAAUUCGAUAAAUCGAAAAAAGUCUUGGAGUUGUACUGGGAAAAAGGAGUGGAUUCUGCAACUUAUGUUCCCCCAGAUGAAAAGCAGCCAUUGUCUUAUAGAUCAUCGAUCAAAAACAAGUUUAGAACUUCCUCACUUGAGGCGGCUAAGUAUCAAAAGAAGACCAAUUCCAAAUUGUUUGAAUCUGAAGAGUUAUUGGCCAAGUUGAAUCAAUUGGGUUUGACAGUUCCAAAGAUAUUGUCUCCUAACGAUAUUGCUGAUUCUCUUGAUGAUGGUACUUCUAAAUCUUUGGGUAUUGUUGAUGAUGAGGAUCCAAUGAAACCAUAUUUCAAACAAGUGGUCACCAGAGUGGAUGAAGCAAAGAAUUAUUAUAUUCAAGAAGUCCAUGAAUUGCAACAAAUUCCAAUUUUGUUAAGAUCUGAAAUUGGUAUGGCUAUUCCAUGUUUGACGGUGCGUACAUUGAAUCCAUUCGCUAACUUUUAA